Talpa occidentalis (Iberian mole) is the source of this 2967-nucleotide messenger RNA. It is a transcript of the gene RCBTB2, whose product is annotated as RCC1 and BTB domain containing protein 2. The transcript is spliced from 14 exons. Lineage: Eukaryota; Metazoa; Chordata; Mammalia; Eulipotyphla; Talpidae. Bases 191 to 1846 code for a protein of 551 amino acids. Gene Ontology annotation, molecular function: protein binding. The record is from RefSeq and is a predicted model, not a curated record.
GGCGCCGGGCCUCCGACCGAGCAGUCCCGGCGACGCGGGAGGCGGAGCGGACGUGGCUCGGGCUGCGCUGCAUCAUAUUAACCUUACACUGGAAGAAACUUCAUAAGGAUAGAAAGAACAGAAUUGAAGAUGAUUGAAUAUUGGGCUCCAGGAAUUUAAAACAAUCAGGGACUGCGAGGACUGAGUCCAUAUGGAAGAAGAACUACCCCGUUUCUAUGGAGAAAGUGGCAAGCCGGUGCAGGCUACUCUGUCAUCUUUGAAGAUGUUAGAUGUGGGAAAGUGGCCAAUUUUCUCCCUUUGUUCUGGGGAAGAACUGCAGUUAAUUCGUCAGGCCUGUGUCUUUGGCAGUGCUGGCAAUGAAGUUUUAUAUACUACAACAAACGAUGAGAUUUUUGUGCUUGGCACAAACUCCUGUGGGUGUUUGGGAUUAGGUGACGUACAGAGCACCAUUGAACCACGGAGACUGGAUUGCUUAAGUGGCAAAAAGAUAUCUUGCCUCAGCUAUGGGAGUGGUCCACAUGUUGUCCUUGCAACAACAGAAGGACAAGUCUUCACCUGGGGCCAUAAUGCUUACAGCCAGCUGGGCAAUGGGACAACUAACCAUGGCUUAGUGCCCGUUCAUAUCUCUACUAAUUUGUCAAACAAACGAGUCAUUGAAGUUGCCUGUGGGUCUUACCAUUCUCUGGUGCUGACAUCUGAUGGAGAGGUAUUUGCCUGGGGUUAUAAUAACUCAGGACAAGUAGGAUCUGGAUCGACAGCUAAUCAGCCAAUUCCUCGAAGAGUCACUGGUUGCUUACAGAAUAAAGUAGUUGUGAACAUAGCUUGUGGGCAGAUGUGCUCGAUGGCGGUGGUGGAUUCUGGGGAGGUCUUUGUCUGGGGUUACAAUGGAAAUGGGCAACUCGGACUUGGCAGUAGUGGCAACCAGCCAACCCCCUGUCGAAUAGCAGCUUUGCAAGGCAUUCGUGUCCAACGGGUUGCCUGUGGCUAUGCACACACAUUAGUAUUAACAGAUGAAGGCCAAGUGUAUGCGUGGGGUGCAAAUUCUUAUGGCCAGCUGGGCACUGGCAAUAAAAGUAACCAGUCCUAUCCUACUCCUGUUGUUGUGGAAAAGGACAGGAUUAUAGAGAUCGCAGCCUGCCACUCUGCCCACACCUCUGCUGCCAAGACCCAGGGUGGGCACGUGUACAUGUGGGGCCAGUGCCGGGGCCAGUCGGUGAUCCUGCCGCACCUCACCCACUUCUCCUGCACCGAUGACGUGUUUGCCUGCUUUGCCACCCCCGCCGUCUCGUGGCGCCUCCUGUCUGUGGAACCUGACGAUCAUCUCACUGUGGCUGAGUCACUGAAGAGGGAAUUUGACAACCCUAACACCGCAGACCUGAAAUUUCUGGUGGACGGAAAGUAUAUUUAUGCACAUAAAGUCCUUCUCAAAAUUAGGUGUGAGCAUUUUCGUUCCUCUUUGGAAGACAGUGAAGAUGAUAUUGUAGAAAUGAGUGAAUUUUCAUAUCCUGUUUACCGAGCCUUCCUGGAAUACCUGUACACAGACAGCAUCAGCCUGCCUCCUGAGGAGGCAGUAGGAUUACUAGAUUUGGCUACAUUUUAUAGAGAAAAUCGCUUGAAAAAGCUCUGCCAACAAACUAUCAAGCAAGGAAUCUGUGAGGAGAACGCCAUUGCUCUGCUCUCAGCUGCUGUGAAGUAUGAUGCUCAGGAUUUAGAAGAAUUCUGCUUCAGGUUUUGCAUAAACCAUUUGACUGUAGUAACACAAACUUCAGGUUUUGCAGAAAUGGACCAUGAUCUCCUGAAGAACUUUAUCAGCAAAGCAAGCAGAGUUGGAGCCUUUAAAAAUUGAUCCUUAGCUGUGGGAAACAAUUUUAGCAUUUUCAUUUUCACUGCAAAAGCCAGAGAAUAAUUCCUAUUUAAUAGUAUUUAUGAUGAACUGCAUUUUGCUGAAAACUUAUGUUCUGUCAAAAGGAUUGUGGUCAGUAUUCCCAUUUGUUGAAAUUCAAAGUUUACAUAGAAGGCAUUAAAAUGUUCUGAUAGAUGUGAUUAAGCUCAGGGGAAAGAAAAUGAAAAUGUCUUAUUAUAUUUAUUAUUUCUUCUUUUGAGUCACUUAAGUUGGACAUUUUUGGUAAAUGGUCUAAGUGUAUGUUUUGCUGGCCAAAUGUUCCCUUAUUCAACAGGCUGAUACUUUGACAAGAAAUGCUGUCACUACCAUGUUUUCUGCAUCAAGCACAGUGCCUCGCAUACAGUAGGCACUCAGUUAAUUUUUUAUAAAACUUAGGUAUGCCCUGACAAUAGAUUCAUUUGCAGGAUAGUGGAUGAAGGAGUAACUUGCACAAAUACAAAUUUAAAAGUUUGUAGCUAUUGAGCUUCAUAUCCUUCAGGUAGAUGUGCUGAGAAACAGUGGCUAAUUUAUAACAUUAAUUAGGAUUCACAAAGGCCUUGGCAAUUGUCAGGGGCUCAAGGGCUAAUUUUAAUUUUCUUUUUAUUUUGAGAUAUUAAUUCUUACAUGGAAUCAUUAAAUAUGAAGUGUUGUCUUUGAAUGAAUGUUUCUGGGCUCAUCUGCCUUACAAAAUUGCAUAUCCUUUCACAUUUGUGUUAAAAGAGAUUUGCCCCCGUAAGCAAAAUUGAUUGUGUUUUUCUUGUAGUUGACUUUUACGUCACUAUAAAGCAAGUCCCUUAAUGUGGCAUGGUAUAGUCAUAAAGUAAUAGCUGAAAAGCAAUUGAUACUUAUGUUUUGUGGUCAGCAUUAAGAAGAAUGAGAUGAAUUUAUACUUUUUAGAUUAAAACAACUUAUACAAAUGCAGAAGAAUAGCUGGAAGGUAGGAUAUAGAUUCUUCUCAUAUGUAUUUCACAAUAUGAUACUAUGUAAAGAAAAUGCUUUUGGAAUUAGAAACCUUGUUCAAUGCUGAACUAUUUGAUAAUAAAAGCUUAUUUGCAGAUAAUAGAACAAAUGUGUUGUAAUUCCUC